Molecule: messenger RNA, 510 nt
Organism: Tetrahymena thermophila SB210
Lineage: Eukaryota; Ciliophora; Oligohymenophorea; Hymenostomatida; Tetrahymenidae
Exons: 1
Source: RefSeq, a predicted model, not a curated record
AUGAAAUUAAAGCUAUAAUUUCUUUUUACGUUUGGAUUAAUUCUAACUUAGGUUAAUACUUAGUCUGGUGGAGGUAGUUAGCCAAUAGCAAGUUGGAACUAUUGUAUGAAUUAAUAAAUAACGCCUUGUCCUAAUGUUUGCAUUUAAUCUGGAUAUACUAGUGAUUAAAAUAGCACUUUAUGUCUUCCACCAUAAUACUCUUUUUGCUAUGGAAUUACUGACGCAUGCAAUUCAAACUCACCAAAUUAUUUAAAAGCAUGCACAGAUUACGGCUUUUAUAACGAUACAGGCUCUGAUACUUGCUAGCCUCCUACUUGUAUAGAUGGAGUUAAUCCUUGUCCUACAGUUACAACUUAUUGUUUUGAUUUUAAUUAUACAAAUAUAAAUGGAACAUGUGGAUGUCAUCCCCCUUAAUUGGAUUGGCUAGGGUAAUGCACUGAUGCAACUUUUUCGCUCAAGCUAAUUGGCUUCUUUAGUUUAAUAGUGAUUUUAGCUUAUCCAUUUGUUUGA